Molecule: messenger RNA, 3944 nt
Organism: Sus scrofa (pig)
Lineage: Eukaryota; Metazoa; Chordata; Mammalia; Artiodactyla; Suidae
Source: RefSeq, a predicted model, not a curated record
UGGGUCUGUUUGGGGAAUCUUUAUAGGGGUGCGGGGAAGCAGGGGCACCUUUCUUGGGAUGCUGGGGGCAGCGAAUAAGGAGUGCGGUUCAGACUCUUUGAGUGUGGGGUUAUGAGACGGUUCUGAAACUCCUUGGAAAGAGCCAGAUCUAGACUGUUAACGGGGAUGUGAGCGGCACCAGAACGGGCACAGGGAGUUGGGCCUAGAACUUUCUUGUGCAGGUCGGGGGAGAGGCUCGUUACCUAAAGCUCUCUUGGGAUGGAGACCCGAGGUAAAACUCCCAGCAUAGGGGUGUGGAGACUGAACUAGAAUUUUCGUUUGGAAGAGAGCAGUGUCGGAUGUUUCCCUAAGUAAUGGGGGCGUGGUCAAAACUUUCCCAAGGAACCCCCAGUGGCGUUUUCUGCAGGGGAAGUUUGCUGGGACCCUGGCUCCACUCAACCAGCAGAAUGUCAGCCACACUGGAUCUGAAAUCGAAGGAGGAGAAGGAUGCUGAGCUGGACAAGAGGAUCGAGGCUCUUCGGCGGAAGAAUGAGGCCCUCAUCCGGCGCUACCAGGAGAUCGAGGAGGACCGUAAAAAAGCUGAACUCGAGGGAGUGGCGGUGACAGCGCCGCGGAAGGGCCGCUCGGUGGAGAAGGAGAAUGUGGCAGUGGGAACGGAAAAGACCCUGGGUCCCUCCCGGAGGUCUCCUGGGACCCCUCGGCCCCCUGGGGCCAGCAAGGGAGGCCGGAUCCCCCCACAGCAGGGAGGCCGCGCAGGCAUGGGCCGGGCCUCCCGCAGCUGGGAAGACAGUCCUGGGGAGCAGCUUCGAGGAGGAGCUGGGGGCCGAGGCCGGAGGGGUCGGGGUAGGGGAUCCCCGCGUCUUGCUGGAGCUGGAGAUGCCUCGACUGCCGACCGCAAAUCCAAGGAGUGGGAGGAGCGGCGCAGGCAGAAUAUCGAGAAGAUGAACGAGGAGAUGGAGAAGAUUGCCGAGUACGAGCGCAACCAGCGGGAAGGCGUGCUGGAGCCCAACCCGGUGCGGAACUUUCUGGACGACCCCCGGCGUCGCAGCGGGCCGCUGGAGGAGCCUGAGCGGGACCGCCGGGAAGGCAGCCGCCGGCACGGGCGCAACUGGGGGGGCUCCGACUUCGAGCGGGUGCGCUGCGGCCUCGAGCAGGAGCGGCAGGGCCGCCGGGCAGGCCUGGGCGGUGCCGGGGACAUGACGCUCUCCAUGACCGGCCGAGAGCGGUCGGAGUACCUGCGCUGGAAGCAGGAGCGGGAGAAGAUUGACCAGGAGCGGCUGCAGAGGCACCGCAAGCCCACUGGCCAGUGGCGGCGGGAGUGGGACGCUGAGAAGACCGAUGGCAUGUUCAAGGAUGGCCCAGCUGCUGCCCCCGAACUAUCGCACCGCUAUGACGACCAGGCUUGGGCCCGGCCCCCCAAGCCCCCCACUUUCAGGGAGUUCCUGUCCCAGCACAAAGCUGAGGUCAGCCGCAGAAGGAGGAAGAGUAGUCGACCCCAGGCCAAGGCAGUGCCCGGGGCCUACAGUGACCAUGAUGACCGCUGGGAGUCGAAGGAGGCCGUGUCUCCGGCCCCUGAGCCCCCACAGCCCGUGCGCCCCGAGGAGCCGCCCACACAGCUGCCCGAGACCCCGACCCCUGCCCAUCAGCCUCCCGAGGAUGAGGGCGAGGAGUACGAGGGGGAGGCGGGGGACGGCGAGGACGAGGAGUGGGAAGAUGUGAGCGAGGAGGAGGAGAUCGAGGAAGAAGAGGCGGAGGAGGAGGAGGAGGAGGAGCCCGCGCCCACCGGAGACCACCAGCCCCACAAGGCCGAGCCCAGCGGGAGCCCUGCCCGGGAACACGCUGACCAAGAGCCUGCCAGGCCUGAGGAGCCCCUGCCGCCUCCCCAGGCCCCUGCCACACCUUCCAGCCCUUUCUCGCCCUCUGGGGGCCACCAGCCUGUGUCGGACUGGGGUGAAGAGAUGGAGCUGAAUUCUCCCCGGACCCCCCACCCGGCAGAUGCCCUCUCUCCGGGAGGUGACCCGCCAGCCUCUGCUUCCUUGGAGAGUGGGCCCAGCCUCCCAGGAACCCAGAAAGCUGAAGAGGAGGGGUCUGAGGCAGCUCCAGAGGCGGGCCGCGAGGGCCAGGAGACGGCUAUCAGCGACUUCCAGAGGGCCUCCCCGAAUUCCUGAAGACGCUGCUGGGAGGGGACUGAAGCUUCCCCUCCUUGAUGGGGAGGGGGCGGCAGAAGGGGAUUAGUCUGGUUCUCCAGGCAGUGCUCCCUCCUCCCUGGAGCCCACUCUGGACCUCCGGGCUUUAGAGAGACAGCAGUUGAGGGUGGUGGGGGAGGAGCUGGGGAAGGGGCGUGACUGGGGUGUGGGGCGGAGGUGGAACUUCGGGGUUUGAGCUUAGACCUCAGGACGCAAGUAUGGAGGGGGCAGGUCCCGUGAGGGGCGUGGUCAGGGCGCCUGGGCGGGGCGGAACCACAGGAGCAGGUUUAGAUUGGGAAUCCCUGAUGCAGGUGUAGGGCGCCUCCCGGGGCAGGGGGGCGUGGUUUAGGACGCGCAGUUCAAACCAGUGGAGUGGAAAGAGGCGAAGCCUGGGCUGGAGAUGGGUGAGGGUAGGGGGAGAAGAGGGUGAGAUCGAGUGCUGAAGUCCAGUUUGAUUUGGAGAAAGGCAAGUUAAAACGGGGGCGGAACUGCGGCUAAGGAGGGGCGAGACUUAUAAGCCCUGAGCUUGGCAAGGGGUUGGUGGAACUAGACGCUUGGAAGAAGUCUGAGUUCCGAAAGGGGACGGGUUUAGGGCGCGGGGAGAAGGACAAAAAGAGAGUGGAGCUAAGCGCCGGGCCGGGUAAAACACCGACGCCUGGCGGGAGUCGACUGGGCUUGUAUUUGAGAAAAAUCGAGAUAAUGCAUGCCUGCGGCGGGUCCAGAGCCAAGGAGGGCGGGGUCAGAAUGCUGUAGUUAAGCCUUGCCUUGAUAAUGGUUGGCCGGAGGCCGGGGAGGGGGAGUGCCUAAAACGCAAGAGGUGGUCCCGCUCGCGCGGGGGCGUGACCAAGGUGGCGGGGGCGGGGUUGGGCGAGGGAGAGUUGGAGCGCGGGGGCGGUCCUCUGGAAGGGGGCGGUUCUCUGGAGGGGGCGGCCCCCUGAGCGGGCGGGCCUAGUGGGUGGGGCCUGUGCGGGCUGUGGCUCCUGGACAAGGGGGCUGCGGAGAUGCGGGCACGAGCUGCGUGGGUGGCGGCGGCGAGAGCCCGGGUGGCGCAGGGCUGAGCGAGGGCCCGCGGGGCCGCUGGCUGCGCCUGGCCCCGGUCUGCGCCUACUUCCUGUGCGUUUCGUUGGCUGCCGUGCUGCUCGCUGUGUACUAUGGUCUUAUCUGGGUUCCCACGCGGCCCCCUGCAGCCCCCGGCGGUCCGCCGCCCAGCGCGCAGUCUUCUCCUUGUGGCGCCCGCGCGGGUGCGCUGCCUGCUCCGGCGCCCCCAGCUGCUUCAGUGUCUUGCCUCCUGGGAGCCCCUGGCGGGCCGCGACCCCAGCUGGAGCUGCCGCGGAGCCGCCGCCACUGGGACCCCAGCCGCCGCCCGAACCGCCAGACGCCGGGAGAGACGCCGGAGGCCUCAGGGGGGCGAGGACCCGGGUAACUCUCCCUUUCACCUAGGAUGGAUCGCCGGUCUUCGAGAGUCCGGCGCCCCGACUACGGAUGCGCCAUUCUCGGAUUGGGUUCUGGCUCCCUUUUCACGACAUCGUCUAGCGUCUCCGGAGCCGUCAUCCUGAAGACUGGGAUGGGAAGGGCCCUCGCCGCUAGCAGCUCCUCCGCCGUCAGGCUGGGUCCUCCGCCAUCUGGCGGACCCCCUCCUGAUCUCUGUUCCUGAUCUCCCUCCUUAGGAUGCUGAGCACAGAGCCUUCAGUCCGCUCCCUUCUUCCUCGAAUCUCCAUGUCCAUAUGUCCACCUGCAGUAAACUCCAGUCCCAACUGC